This is a messenger RNA of Sphaerodactylus townsendi, 3092 nucleotides long. RefSeq names its product cysteine rich secretory protein LCCL domain containing 2 (gene CRISPLD2). Gene Ontology annotation, cellular component: extracellular region. The record is from RefSeq and is a predicted model, not a curated record. Lineage: Eukaryota; Metazoa; Chordata; Lepidosauria; Squamata; Sphaerodactylidae.
AUGCACAUAGACCUCCCUCCACCUGAGGCCUUGGAAAGGCCCUGCCAAUCAGAGAAGACCUGGGAUGAUGAGCUGGAGAGAACUGCUGAGUCCUGGGCCCACGAGUGCGUUUGGGAUCAUGGCCCCAGCACUCUCCUGAUGUCUAUCGGUCAAAACCUGGCAGUUCACUCGGGCAGGUACCGAUCUCCAGCCUUCCAUGUCCAGUCUUGGUAUGAUGAAGUUAAGGAUUAUACAUACCCGUAUUCUCAUGAAUGUAACCCAUGGUGCCCAGAGAGAUGCUCAGGACCUAUGUGUACUCAUUACACACAGAUCGUUUGGGCUACCACCAAUAAGGUCGGCUGCGCUGUGAAAGUCUGCAAGGUGAUGAAUGUGUGGGGCGACACCUGGGAAAACGCUGUGUACCUAGUCUGCAAUUAUUCUCCCAAGGGGAACUGGAUCGGAGAAGCACCCUACAAACAUGGUAGAUCUUGCUCGGAGUGUCCCCCCAGCUAUGGAGGCAGUUGUCAGAAUAACUUAUGCUACAAAGAUGACCGAUAUGUACAAAAGCCGGAGGUGGUGGAGACCUUUUCACGAGGCGGAGACACCUCUAUAAGUGACUGGAGAAACAAACACGCAGGGUGCAAGAGAGGGGACUGCAGUCAAGAAGCUGGUGCUACUGAAAGACUUUCAGGGGGCGUGGGUGGAAGCCAAAGCACUUCUGCGCUCACCUGCACAAAUGUUUCUUGUUUUCCAGCACAAGCCAUCAAGUGCGACACCAAAAUGCGGGACAGAUGCAAAGGGUCGACCUGUAACAGAUACCUGUGUCCCGCUGGCUGUUUGAACAACAAGGGGAAAGUGUUUGGGACUUCCUUCUAUGAAAGUUCAUCCAGCAUAUGUAGGGCUGCCAUUCAUUCUGGGAUGCUGGAUAACAGAGGAGGCCUGGUGGAUAUCACCCGGAGGGGCCGAGCUGACUUUUUUGUGAAAUCGGCAAGAAACGGCGUUGAAUCUAUCAGUAAAUUCAAACCUUCCAACUCUUUCGUUCUUUCGAAAGUCACAGUGCAGACGCUUGAUUGUUAUACCACAGUGGCCGAGCUCUGCCCAUUCAAGAAACCAGCCGCUCAUUGCCCCAGGUCCUAUUGUCCUGCUUACUGCAAAGACGAGCCUUCCUAUUGGGCUCCGGUGUACGGCACAAACGUGUAUGCGGACAGUUCCAGUAUUUGCAAGGCUGCCGUGCAUGCUGGGGUCCUCACGAACGACGAUGGGGGUUAUGUGGACGUGAUGCCCGUGGAGAAUAGGCAAGAAAUACCUAGCGGCUCCUGGAAGAAUGGGAUCCAGUCAGAGAGCUUAAAGAAUCCGAGAGAAGGAAAAGCAUUCCGAAUUUUUGCCGUGAGACAGUAAAUGUCCGGGAGAACAGUGGAAGGAGAACGUUACAGUGUUUGGGAGAGGUGGGAAGAUCAAUGGUGGUAUUUGUCCUGGAAGGCAGCGUGGCAAAAACCCUGUCAGGCAAACUCUUCCUUCGAGGGGGGAAAACAAAAAUAAAUGUGGGGGAAUGCCCACGAGACAACUCCAAUUUUGCAUGACUUCUUACCGGCCAUUAUCACAAUGUGGCUCAGUCUUGUGCUUAAUUUUCAUGUUUAGGUCACCUGACAAUGGUUGGAAGUUCAAACGAAAAGGCAGAGAAUUCAACAUACGACCUUCUUUGUCCAAAAAUAGUGUUCUGCGUUUCGGGGAAAUAAGUGUUAUUGAAUGCAAAUGGGAAAAUGAGAAAUGGCUGAUGUUAUUUUUAAAGAAUAAGCAAGCUGGAUGAUAAUUUUUGAUGUUAAUUUUGAGGGAGUUCUAGAAAUUGAGGCCCCCUUGGUAUUCUCCUUAAAAAAACCACAAUCCACCACUUGGGAAAAUCUUGAAUGGUCAACAUAGGAUAAAUUGGGUCCAUGAAGUACAAUAUUGGAACAUGAUGUGGUAAACUGUUCUGGGGGUUUCCGGAAGGAACAGUAAACCUGUGGUACCUUUCUGAGCAGGUGGGAUGAAAGGAAAGCAACCUUGGGAAAGAAUGCCCUUUCUCAAAAUGAUGUAUUUCUAUACAACAAAUGGAAAAUAAAGCUUAGCUGGGUUUGCUGGCCAAACCGUGUCGGAAAGUUAGAAGAAGAAGAAGAGUUGGAUUUAUAUCCCCCCUUUCUCUCCUGUAGGAGACUCAAAAGGCAAUGGACAAUCCUUUCUCUUCCCCCCUCACAACAAACACCCUGUGAGGUUGGAAAUGUGGAUACAGUUCAUCAGGAAGUCAAAGAAUCAGGACCCUGGUCUGUGCACAUUUCGAUUGACUAGUAAUGCAGUACUAAGACAGCAUUUGUUUUUUUAUUCUCCAAUUAAAUACACUUUAUUUUUAUUCCUUAGCGGUGCUGGUCAAGCAUCCCUAUAUAGCAAUGCCGUUCUCUAAAAGUCAUGUUUUGUUUUGUUUUUUUUUUGCUAGAAUGUUAAGUAUUUUUACAAAGCAUAUUUGCUUUGCCUUUUUUGUACAGAGUUGGCCUUUAUUAUUUACAUAUAUAUUUUUAUUAUUAUUAAAAAGCCAAAAGGGCUGAACUUGUCUUCUUGUAGGCAAUAUAUAUAUGUAGGCUACAUGCAGAUCCUAACUUUGCACCUAACAAAUAGCAUAAAAUUUUCAUUCAGUUAUUUCAGGGGGCUAGAUGUUAGCAACGUAGUGCCUAAAACUCUGACAGUUGACAGACUCUGUAGCUGAAAUCCAAAGGGGAUGCUUGCAUAUUCUGAUGGAAUUUUUGGCUCCAGACUUCCAGACUAUGUCACAAAAUGCCGUAGGUUAUGAUUUGAAAAUGUAAUAUCUAUUUAUUUCAAGUCAUCUUUUACCAUGGUCAACAUUUCCAUGUUUUCUUUUUUCCUUUUACAUCAUAACACAAUUGUUUAAACCGGUGCUCUAGAAUUCAAAGGCUGUAUAUGAGCCAUGGUAAUGAACAGGUGCUUAUUGGGGCUCAGUGCCCCUCCCACCAAAUCCCCUCCAGAAAUCAUCUGGAGGACAGAAUGAAUUGUCCAAAUAUCUUCUCUACAUUAAGCCCUGGGACAGGAUGACAGAGAGUAUGAUUCUCAUCAUGAUGAUGAGGCCU